UAAAAAGCGUUGCAAGUUUCUUUGAAAUUCCUAACUGCAAUGAAAGCUUCCAAAAAUUAACGCCGGCAAAAAGCGAUGCAAAUUAAGAUUAUUUGUUAUUUUCUUUUGCAGAUAUUCCAAUCUCGCAAUUCAGUCUACGCCUUCCGAAUCAUGCCGUCAAGACUGGAGAAUUCGUUCUCAUCAGCAUUGACCCACACGAAGGAACUAAUAUUGUGUAUCAAUGGAAACUUGACGACGAGGAGUUCAUUAAAACUACCAAGACUUUGUUUCAGGUUUAUAGUGAUCCCGGUGUUUAUAAUGUGCAAGUAACAGCCUCCAACAGAAAUAACACUGUUCGAAGUAGUGGUAUUAUUGUAGCGCAGGACGAAAUUAAAGGCCUUGAGUGCGUCAGAAACACCGGUGCUGUAGUCCCAAUGGAGGAGAUAGUGAUUGAAUGGAUAAUUUCUCAAGGUAGUUCACUUUUUUUUGCAUGUACAUGUAGUACUCGCACAAGUUACGAUUCUGUAUGGGUCUGGGUGUUUCAGCGCAGUGAAAUCAAAUUUGCUCUGAAUGGGAUACUGAAACUUCAAGCAGUUGUUUAGAAAUUUCGUGUGAUAAAGAUCGGUACAUUUGUUUUAACUGUAUUUGUUAAGAAAAUUCUAAUUGUAAACAUGUUGAAGAACUUUCACACUGAAUUGAUUUAUGGGCCUAUAACUUUGAAUGAACGUCAUUUCGCGAAUUCUGUGAUUAUCCUGACCAUUUUGUCGUUCCAGUGCACCGAAUCUCACGACGAGAAUGUUAAGUUAUAAGCACUUUUAUCACUUGGCUCGUAUGCAGACUUUCUUUUUGUUACCUAACUUGCAGGAACAAACGUCUCAUUUACAAUAUCUACAGGCGAUGGAAGCCCUGAGCAGAUUAACGAGACAUUUACCGACGGCUUUGCUCAAAAUUCAUUACGUCAUCACUACGAGAGUGUGGGCAUCUACUAUGUCUCCAUAAAUGCUAUAAACGAUGUCGAAGCUGAAAAUAAGAUUACAACAUGCACUGUAUAUGUACAAGAUCCGAUUGCCAAUUUGACGUUUAGAAUCCCGCCACCCCGAAUUAAAAAUGGUUCUCAAGAUAUGUACAUUGCAGUGAAUGAAAGCAUCACAGUCGACGCAAGUAUUGCCAAUGGCACACACGUGUCCUGCGACUAUGAUUUCGGUGAAAAAGUUUUACACGGCGGCAUCGACGAGUUUACUCAAAUGUAUGCGUACGGGACACCGGGAGACUAUACUGUCAAUGUCAGUUGUACUAACCGUGUCAGUAAUAUGUACAAGACGCAUUUUGCAAGGAUUGUGGUGCAGGAGGACGAGCUGAUCAAAAAUCUUCAGGUAAAGGUCGAUGUCGCAAGCAAGGGGACACAAUCUGUUUUUACACUCUUAAUGAACAUGGGAACAGCUUUCGUCUGCGAUUGGACUCUUGGAGAUGGCACCACCUUACAGACAGAUGUGUCAGAGGUCGACUUGCCUGUGCUUCACGAAUACGACGAGGAAGGGGCAUAUAACAUCAGUGUUCUUUGCGAAAAUCGGCAUGGUUCCGAAGUCGCCCAAAGCGUUGCCUGGGUACAGAUACCCAUUGUCAAUUUAACUUGUGAUUCAGUGCAAUGGUACAUCACUGCGUCGGAGAACGCUUUCUUCAAUAUUUCUAUUAAAUCGGGUUCGCAUGUCACAGUCGUGGCGGAGUUUGAAAAUAGUCAAAUUCAAACCGUUCGUUUGCGAGAGAGUGUUCUUCACUGGAUAUCCUUUAUCCUGGAACAUUUGUAUAUGUCAAAUGGUUCGUUUGUGGUUGGGGUAAACGCAUCUAAUCUUCUGGGUGAGCUCAGUACAACCUGUUCUCCGACCGUGGUUGUACAGAAUCCUCUGCUUAAUAUAACCCUGACUGCUAACGCGACGGUAGUUAAAGUAUCCGAAUUUGUGGCUUUUGGUCUGGAAACCUCAGUUUUGAGCCAUUCCUUACCCACUGAUGCAUCUUGUUCGUGGGAUUUUGGCGAUAACUCAUCAGCACAUGGUAGCUGGCCAUUGAUAUUAACGUAUGGAAAAGCUGUCAUGUUACAUCACUAUUUAUCUCCAGGGAAAUUCUCAACCUAUAUUAACUGCUCAAAUGAGGUCAGCAGAAUUGCGCUCAACACAACUGUCACAGUUCUAGAAUUAAUCAAGCCAUCUAUGAAAGUGUGCCUCGAUUGCAACUAUUCAGCCAUUAUUACAGGGAUUCCAUACGGGAAAUACUUCACUCUAGGCGAUAAUGUAACAUUUAUGACAACUUCUCAAGAUUUUGACCUGGCUUACUACUGGGGAAUGACAGAAUUAGGAGAUCUUGCGGUCACCAAGGAACCUUUUACUAAUGUGAUUUUAGAAAAAGCAGGAGUAUUUUCUGCAAUUGUUCUUGUGGAUAAAGUCGUCCAAAAUAUGUCGGCAUCAGUUGAAUUUAUUGUCCAAGAGACAAUAGGCGGUGUAACGUUCUCAUCAAGUGGUUUCACUUGGCUAAGAAGUGCUACUCGAUUUCAUAUCGCUGCACCAAAAUUCGAUGACGGUACGUGUUUUAAAGCGACGUUGAAUGACUCCUCAAAACCAAGAUUUAAUUGUUCAACAAUUAAUACAAGUAAUUAUACAUUUUCAUUUAAUCACACAUAUCUUUCCGAGGGUACUUAUUCAGCUUGCCUUAAUGUAUUCAACAAUGUAUCAGAGGCCAAAGUUUGCGUGGUCGUUGAAGUCACUAAGCCUGAUUGCAGAAUUGACAGUGUUUCACUAUGGGAAUCAGUGAAUGGAGAUUUGAAACAAAUAGAAGAUAGCUCACAGACUUUAAAGUACAAACGAUCUGAACCUCAGUUUCAGUUUAAAGGGAAUUAUAUCAACAAGUGCCCCCUUGCAACUUCUAAGGAUGUAAAGUUAAAGUGGAUUGUGAAGAGAUUAAGUCUUGCAGGGGAUGAAUCUAACGUCAAUGGAGAGGUAGGAAUUGUGAGAGAAGAAACUGGAUCUUUACAAAUUACAACUGAGGCUCGCUCUUUGUUAUACGGAGAAUACAUUUUUGCCUUCAUUGUGGAAUUGGCAAGCAAGGAGUUAAAAAGUCUCUAUGGAGAAGUGAUUAGGAACGCCACUAUUAAUGUUGAAAUAAUCCGCUCCCCCCUUACCGGAGGCAUAGAAAUAGAAAAACAGAACGUAAGUAAGGAAGAAACCCUCACGAUAGACGCGUCGUUUCAUGACCCUGAUCUAGAAGAAGGUGAAGAUCAAAAAGACAUGGAAUUCAAAUGGUACUGCAGGACCCUGUAUUUUACUCACUGCUACGAUGAUCAGCUGAGCUUUGACGACUUCAUAAAAAUUCUUGACUCCUCGAUUUUCAGCACGAGUCUUGAUAAAUAUGUUGGAAACGAAACCUACAUAUUUAAGGUGAAAGUUACAAAAGAAGGCCGCGAUCCUCUGACAGAUGAGGUGGAAGUAUUUGUUUUGCCACCACCACCACCGCCGCCGCCACCGCCGCCACCACCACCGGAAAUGAAAAUAAGCCUUUCCUUCGUUAACAGUUGCCCCGAGCGGGAUUGCUCUGUUAAGCUGUCGCCGUCAAUAGACCUCAGACUAGAAGCUGUUUGCGUGAACGAAUGUGGUAUAUCUACGAUUUUCUAUGAUUGGAGCAUGUUCAUGAAAGACGGAGAUCAUUGGUCUCCCGUAGACAUUCCGAGUCAGCUAAAUAUAGAAACGUCAAAUGAUUACUUCACUGUAAAGGCCUACAUUUUUCAAGAUAUUUUGAGACCUGGAGGUGAGGGCCUCGUUCAGUUGGAAGUCUGGAGGGAAGGCGGAGAGUCUGGCUAUAUCAACGAGACUAUAAGAGUAAAUGAACCUCCAAUGGCUGGAAAUUGUACAUGUCAUCCAAAGACGGGGGAAGGCUACAAAACCGACUUUCAGGUCACCUGCAUUGGCUGGGUAGAUCCUGACACGCCUCUUAGGUACGGAUUCAGUUAUAGUUAUGGCGGUGAUGCAACUCCAGUUCCAAAGUCAAGCGAAAACCCAAGUUCAUCAAGCGAGUUUAAGAUUCUCAAGCUACCCGACGAGGGCAUGUCCUCCAUACAAAUACCUAUCACAAUAUCAGUUGAAGACUCGCUUGGUUGGAAGAUAGAAAUGGUCAUCUAUGCAGAGGUAAGAGAGAUAAAUUUGCAGAGAUUUGGAUCUAGGUUUGAAUGUUCAUACCUGGAAAGCGUCAGUUUAUGGAAGCUGCUGAAACAAGGCGAGAGAGAGAAAGUGAAUGUAGAUGAUUUGAUCAGCGAUUUAGAUGCUAAAGAUACCCCUGUCAGCAACCCUGAUGAAGCUAGAAAGCUGACGCAGAAUUUAGCUUACACCCUAGCACUGCUUUCACUCUCCAGCGAAGAAAAGACUCUUCAGACAACAGCGAUAACAGACAUCCAGCCUACCAAUGAGAUAGCCACCCAACAGUCACCAGGUGAAGCAACGGAAGCUGGCGUGACAUCUCAAGACGUGACACCCACACCCACCAGGGUAGCGAUCUCAGCGGAGCAAAUUAAACACGCUAAAAUAAUUGAAAAGAGCAUAUCCAAACUAUCCCAGGUCGCAAAAAUUGUAGCAAAUAGUGAUGAGACAACUGUUGAUGACUUUCUGGUCAUCAGUGACACUCUUGACACGGCCACCGCAAAUAAGGAUGUUCUCACUUUAAAUGCACGGGACGAAAGUGCUGCAUUACUAAACAACAUUGUGGAAGCCACUGUGAAGAGAACGGAUUUACCCGUAUCGUUCUUGGAAAAGAUGGCGGAGACAAUUUUUAAGAGCGUUGCGAACAUACAAGACAGCGUCGCUAAUGGUCUUUCAAUCGACCGCAAUGGUUCAGUGCAUAGCUGUACUGACAAGAUCAAGGAGAGAAGCAGAAAUGUUUCUAGCACGAUCCUACAGGCAUUAAACAAAAUAUGUUUAGCCGUUCUGAGAGCUAAGACACCGGGCGACGUGGAUACAGUGAUUAACACUACAAAUAUAGCAGCGAGACUUAGGAAAACCUUAGCCCAGUCUAUGAACGACUCCACCAUCGAGCAUGACCUUGGAAUGUUCAAACUUCCCAAAGAUGAAAUCUUUCCUGCUAGCAACCUAACGGUUGAUGAUGCAGUAAAUCUUCAGAUGCUGGCCUUCAAGGAGAAUCCAUACAGAAACUGCGGUGAUGAUAAUAUAACCUCGUCAGUGGUCGCCUUAGAAGUAAAGAGAUCGAGCGGAAGCAAGUUUUCAAUCAGCGGUCUAACAAAUGAGAUAGACAUCAGAAUUCAUCAUAAAGAGCGUCCAUUUGAUGCAGACAAAGAGGCCUUUGUUCUACACUUGCACGAGACAUCAACUCAGUAUCAUACUUUUAAGAUAAGUUUUGCCGACGUAGCAGUAGCUAUUGAGUUUGUCUCCCGGAAUGAAACUGCUUUUCAAUGGACCAUAAUGGUAGGAUAUGGAAAGAGACCAUCCGUGGCAGAUAACUUGGCAUUUUGGCGGCUGGAUGGAAAAGAGAGGAAAGUCCUUCUGUUGGAAUCUCGUUUACUGAACGAAGGAACUUACUACAUUGAAGUGAAAGCUACGUCUAACAUCCCGAGUUCUUCGGCAGGAUCCGUGACAUCAACAAAUGCUAGUGCUCCGUAUAGUCUGAAAGUAUCUAAGAUGAAAUGUCUUUACUGGCUCGAGGAACUAGAAGGAUGGAGUCUGGAUGGGUGUCGGGUUGGCACAGAAACAACCACUAUGGAGGUUCAGUGUCUUUGUAAUCACCUCACAUCCUUUGCAGCACAAAUGCUUGUCGAGCCAAAUGUAAUUGAUUUCCGUAAGGCUUUGAGAGGAUUCGUGGAACUGUCUGAGAAUCCCUUGGUCUUCACUUUAGUGCUAUCUAUUUUGGGAGUCUACAUUCUGCUUCUUAUCUGGGCUAGAAGACGCGAUAUCUACAAUGCAAAGAAGGCGGAAACUAUUCUCCUGGAAGGAAAUGACCCAUCAGAUCGCUACCAGUACGAAAUUUUGGUGUUAACGGGGAGGAGAAAAGGAGCCGGAACCACCGCUGAUGUCUGCUGUGAUCUAAUCGGACUGGAGGGUGAGAGUGGUCCACGCCCGUUGAGAGAUCCAAGCCAAGUGCGUUUUCAAAGGUCUGGCAUGGACUCAUUUCUUCUCACUACAUCUCGACAUUUAGGCGACCUCACCCUCCUAAGGAUCUGGCAUAACAACUCAGGAUCUAACCCAUCAUGGUUUUUAAAAGAAGUCAUAAUACGGGACCUGAAAACCGGCUGCGUGUUUGUUUUCAUGUGUAACCGUUGGCUUGCAGUCGAGUUCGACGAUGGUGAGGUGCUGCGGACUUUGCCUUCCGCUAGGCAGGAUUAUCUCAGAUCAUUCAACCAUUUGUUUAACGAUGUCACGCAGAAGAAUAUAACAGAUAGUCAUCUGUGGGUUUCUGUGUUUACCAAACCAAACAAGAGUAACUUCACUACUGCCCAGCGACUUUCUUGCUGUUUGGCUCUUCUUUACUGCACCAUGUUGGCCAAUGCUAUGUUCUAUCAGCUUGAUGGAGAGUCAGAUCCCUUGAUCACCUUGAAUUUAGGGCCCAUAAGCCUCUCUCCUCGAGAGUGGUACAUCGGUAUUAUAAGCAGCGUAAUAAUUUUUCCUCUAAAUAUUGCCAUUGUUGUACUUUUUCGAAACGUAGCACCCAAAAUUUCAAAGGAAAAGAUAGUAAAAGUAAAGCAAACACACAGUUUAAAAACGAAAAAGAGGGCACGGGUUUACCAAGGGGAUUUUGAAGACAUAAUUCAGUGGUAUCGUACCCAAGAUCAAGAAGAAGAAUUGCACAGUGGAGGCCUUGAAUCUAUCUCUGUGGGGCUGCCCCCUGUUGAAACAGUUGACAUGAAGGAAAAGACUACACAGUGGUUAAAUAGGAGUACGAGCAGCUGCAACAGUCAGAGUUCCCUCACAGAAUUAAACCAAAACGAUUGGCAGGGAAGUGAGAUCGAUUUUUCAGCCUCAGAGGAUUGUAAUGUCGAGGUAAAAUUCAACGAGAAAGGUGGCCAUAUGCCUGAGCCACGUAAAAGAAGGAAACGUAAUCUUCCUCACUGGUGUGUAUAUAUUGCGUGGCUUGGAGUUUUUGCCGUCUCCUUUGUUUCAGCUUUCUUUGUUACUUUAUACGGUUUUCAGUUUGGCAGAGAGAAAUCAUCCCAGUGGCUUGCCUCCCUGUUGAUAUCUCUCAUUCAAGACAUCUUUAUUAGCCAACCGAUCAAGGUGUUGUUCGUGGCUUUGUUUAUUGCUCUUGUGAUAAAGAAACCUCAGGAACAAAUACAAUCAAUCAAUUCGGAAAGUAACGACAUGAAUGAUGACGAUGAUGAUGAAGGUAGUGAUGGUGUCGAGGAAGAAAACGGUUUUGGCAAUUUCGAACAGGGGUUCCCUGAAUAUAAGAAGUUUAUGCACCGGAGAUUUGAACAAUAUCCCUUUAUAAAUCUAGAACCACCAGAUGCCACUGAACUUAGUAAAGCCAGAAAACAGAGAAAACAAGAAAUACGAAUGUCUCAAAUUAUUAAAGAGAUAAUUACAUACGUACUUUUCCUGCUCGCCUUGUUCCUGGUAAGUUUUGGUCAACGAGAUCCUCAAGCCUAUUUUAUUGCCAAACUAAUAGAAGAUACGUAUCUUGGAGGAGUGUACACCGGCCAGAAACUAUAUGAGACGGACGGAGUUGAUAACUACUGGAAUUGGAUAGAAGGCACUAUCUUACCAAGUUUAUCCUCUUCAAGUCGUGACUGGGCUAAAGGUUGCCACCCUUUGGAGCAAUACACAAUAGACUGCAAUUCACGCCUUGUUGGUGGGGCAAGAAUACGUCAACUCAGAGUUUCUCCAGGGAGUUGCAAAGUACCUGGACCAUUAAGAGAAGGGAUCUCUGUGUGUAAUGACUUCUAUUCAUUAUUUAACGAGGACAAAAACAAUUACGGUACAGGGUGGGCAGUGGUAAAUACAACUUCAAAUACGUCAUCAAAUACCACAUCAAAUACCACAUCAAACGCCACAACCUCGCCGUGGGCUUAUCAGACUAUGAGUGAACUUGGAGGCAUACCAUUUUUAGGAAUCAUGGGCACAUACGGUGGUGGUGGUUAUUCCUUCGAUUUGUCAUUUUCCAACUUGACAGAGGCAUUCUUGACUUCCUUAAAGGAAAACUCUUGGAUUGAUUCAAGAACUCGUGCCAUAUUCGUAGAAAUCGCAAUUUACAGUGCCCAAGUCAACCUGUUUGGCGUUGCGACUUUCUUAACUGAGUGGAUUCCAACCAAUGGUGUUAUUUAUUUCAGUAACGUUAAAGUUGCCCGCUUAUAUUCCAUCGGAAACGAUUUUCACAUUGUGACGCUUGUGUGCGAAAUUUUCCUUGCUUGUUUUGUAGUUGUGUUUAUGUACGCUGAAAUCAAGAAAAUGUACAAGCUGCGAAAGAACUAUUUCAGAGAUCCGUGGAACUGGCUUGAAAUGGCGCAGAUCGUACUGAUAUUAACUUGCACUGGUGCUUUGUUUCAGAGAACAAGUUUCGCCCAAAGUUCGAUAGAACAAAUGAAGUCUAAUCCCGAAAAGUUUGUUAGUUUCAUACGGACAAUUACAUGGGACGAAGUUUUUGGAUACUCGUUAGCCUUUCUAGUUUUCUUUGCUAAUUUGAAGCUGCUAAAACUGAUUCGAUUCAACCACAGGAUCUACCAAUUCACCAAGACUCUUUCAACGGCUGCAUCACCAUUGAUGUCUUUCAUGAUUGUCUUCUCCAUUUUCUACGUUGCUUACAGUAUCCUGUUUUACGCAAUGUUUGGGGCUAUAUUGCCCGAAUACCGCUCCUUUCUUUUCACCGUUGAAACAUUGUUCAACACCGUUAUGGGAGCAUUUGAUUUUGAGAUCAUCAGAGAGAACAGUCCAAUCCUAGGACCAAUCAUCUUUUUCUCGUUUAUGAUGAUAAUGGUUAUGAUACUACUAAACGUGUUUUUAACAAUACUGAUGGACUCCUAUGCCGAGGUCCAAGAAGAUGAACAUCUAGCAUCAGAGGACUCUGAAGUAGUAGAGAUGAUUAUAAAACGUUUUAAAUACUUUUUAUUGAGGACUGACAAGGUCGAUAUCUUAGCAGAAACCGAUGUUGCGUCGGGAGACAGCCUUAAUUCCAGCUCUAAUUCCAAUUCAGCCAAUGAUCAUGAACGCAGGAGCAGUAUAAAUCAGCCUGUAAGUGAAACUACCACAUUUAAGUCCAUAAGCGACAGCUGGUUGGAGCAGACGCAGGAAACACUCAAUGAACAAAAUUGCCCACUAAAAGUUGCCCAAGCUUCAUUCUCAUCGAUUGAGAAUGCUGGUGAUUCCAGUGAAACACAACAUGGUAAACAUGAGGAGGAGCAAUUGUCUGCUUGGUCUUCAUCUAUGUUACUAGCCAACGAACACGUCGAAACAGAGAGCAGCAAAACAGCCUCCUCGUGUCGCGAUGAGCCAUUUCUGUCACUGCCAAGUGAUCGCUUUGAAAUUGAAACCUGUAAAGAGGCAAUCUCGCCCUGUCAUGACGAGUCACGAGAAAGUUUAGCCCCUCCAGAAGAGGAUUGCAGUGUUGUAUGUUCAGAUUCCUCUCAUGAUAGAGAGACAUUUUCUAGGAGGUCAUCCAUAGUAUCGCAGAAAGAAGAAAAUGGACCUUGUGAAAGGGUCAGUGACGACCAUCCACCUUCUAAGAAUAGUUCACCGCCUGAUAGCCCUCGUUCUCAAACUCUCCCCAAAAGCAGGAGAAAUUCGAGCUCUGGUUAUUGUUCCUCCUCCAUUGCCACCGAGAAUACCAUUGGCGGAACGGAGGUACCCGAAGACUCCAACGUGUCCCGUUAUUAUGAUUUGCUGGGCAAAGCGCUAGACAGCCUUACUGCUGAAGAACAAGACAUGUUUCAAGCGAACGAGGAAAACAGCGAAUCAACGGAGCAGGAAGUUUCUUAUUACUACAGGUUGUUGGACAGAGCGACAAAGGAACUUGAUCAAGACAACGAAGAGGGAGCGAAUGCUUCGGAAAACUUUGACUUUGCUGAUUAUCAAAUUUGCAAUAACAAUCUCGGAAACAGGCCUGGGGCAGAUUCUGAAUUGGAGAAAAGCCUCAUUGUUGACCCCAAGCUGAGCGAUCUUACAGGACUAUUUGCUGACGUAGCCUUGAGUGACAUUCAGGAGGAUCAAGUAUUUGAACAACUGCUUAUUUCAUAUAUUACUGUACUUAACGAAGUUUCGUUUGAGCCUGAUCGAGAUACCAUGGAAAGUCAACUUAUGAAACGUUUUGAUAAGAAAGCAAAGUGGAAGUAUACUCGUCACAUGUACACGGAAACGUAGUAACACACAAAUGCAUCUGUAUCACGCGUAUAAGAUAGUCGUUGAUAGAGUCUCACAUCUAUAGAUAACAUGGUGCCAAAGGUAAAGAAUAGGCCAUUUGGGAGUUGCUUGUUACCUCUGCCUCAAAACGAGUCUUCGUAAAAAACCAUUCAAAUGAAAAUGUGCUCUGUCAACAGUUCAUUUUCAUGGAAAUCAAACUCAUUCUCAUAUGAAAGGUUUUGCAAGAGGACUCGUUUAAAAACAGAGGCACAAGGUAUAACUCGUAAAUAGCCUAUUUCCUAGUUUCAGAAAGCCAGUUGAUAUUUUUGGAAAUCCCCCUCUCCCCCAAAAUGAACUGAUUUACGAGAUGUUUUGUUUUUUUCUUUGUCUGCCUCUUAUUCAAUAUUGCACAGUGCCUGGACCCACUGUUGGUGUAGUUCAAGAGCUCGAGCUAGAGAUGAGUAAGAGCUAUUUGCAUAAUUUAUAGUACUACAUGAGGCUGGAAAAGACGACAUAAGGAGAAUAAAAAAAGUAAUACGUCAUAUAAUUGAUUUGGGAGUUUAAGCAAAUCAAUACGGCGAAGGUUAGGCAAGGCUUAAUAAGAAUUACAAUACGUGCGUUAGAAGUCUUGUCACAUAUAUGCAUUCUUUCUUUCUUUCUUUCUUUCUUUCUUUCUUUUUUUUUUUUCUGGCUCAUGGCGAACAAUUUCAUACAUUAUGACCGCCGCGUAGAUCAAAAACAAAUAAAUAAAUGGAAUUUUCCCUACCUUGAUUUAUCCGUUCUUCUCAAGUCAGGACAAUGAAUCAUUUCCAGAUUCCUCAGAUCUUAUCAUAAAGACAGUUAUUGUUGCUUUGAAAGUUUCCACGGUUCCUGAAGAACUGUUUUAUUUACAGUAAAUUCCGCCAAGUUCGCCAUUCGCUUAAUUCCCAUCAAAGCCGACGUGUGAGUUACAAAUUCUCAACUUGUUUCCUCUCAGAAGCGCUGGUGAGUGUCACAAAUAUCUUUGCAAAGUUCACAUUCGAAAGCUUAAUUCAUCACAUAUAUAGUGCUUUACAAGUUGUUUUCAUGGUUCCCAACAAGGUUGAUUAAACGCGUCUUUUCGUGACCUGGUCCCGUGACAUCUUGAAAUAUUGUCGAACUGAAGGGUUUACAAACCUUUCAGAUCACCGAAGUGAACAUCGGCCGCCAUCUUGAAAGUGCUCAGUUUAUGGUCAGCUUACACACCAGGUUUGAAUUUCACUUGGAGUUCCGCUGUACUGCUUGACUGGGAGUUUCGGGCUUGUGUGACUUCGCGUGACAAAGUGGUGUGACAAUAAGGCUCUUGAUUGCGCAAUGAUGCAAUGACAAGAACACUUAGCUUUUCCUACUUUUGAACUUGAUCGAACAGGUAGUGUGCAUGACGUCUGUUCGAGGUUGCCGUGCCAAUCGAUGGCAAUCAAGGAACGGUUUUUGUGUGGUUGUCGAUUGAUCAUCGAUUGACCGAUACCAAUCGAUCCCAAUUAACUAAUUUUAUCGAUUGAUAUCGAUUGUUCGAUUGGUUUUCCGAUCAUCGAUUUCCAUGAAUUGGAUACCCUGGGUACUCUGAGACCACUAGCGGCACAUGAAAUGGCUCCCUCGUUACCCAACUUUGUUGUAUAUGAACCUGAAAACAGACUACAACGUUUCGAACUGCUUAUCUGCAUUUAUCCGGCAGGGUAUGAUGAAAUAAUUUUUAGUUCUUGAUCCAACAGAGUAAAAACUUGAGGCCAAAUCGAGUUUUCGUUAACAGCGAAAUGUCAUAGUGUUGUUAUAAUGCUGACUGCAUGCAUAUCAUCAGUAGCGUACGCCUAGUUGCUGGUAGAUGUUUAAAUCAUACUGUAAGCAGUUUAUAAGGGUUUUAAUUAAAUCAAUUUAAUUUGUAUUA
Messenger RNA from Orbicella faveolata, 12195 nucleotides. RefSeq names its product polycystin family receptor for egg jelly-like. Gene Ontology annotation, biological process: detection of mechanical stimulus. Gene Ontology annotation, molecular function: protein binding; calcium ion binding; calcium channel activity. Gene Ontology annotation, cellular component: membrane. Lineage: Eukaryota; Metazoa; Cnidaria; Anthozoa; Scleractinia; Merulinidae. The record is from RefSeq and is a predicted model, not a curated record.